Chelonia mydas (Green sea turtle) is the source of this 3257-nucleotide messenger RNA. RefSeq names its product enoyl-CoA delta isomerase 2 (gene ECI2). The coding region runs from base 3 to 1391 and encodes 462 amino acids. The transcript has 10 exons. Gene Ontology annotation, molecular function: fatty-acyl-CoA binding. The record is from RefSeq and is a predicted model, not a curated record. NCBI's taxonomy places the organism in Eukaryota, Metazoa, Chordata, Testudines, Cheloniidae.
ACAUGUCACACACCGCCCCUCACACCCACGCGCAGCCCGCUCCCAGGCGCCCCCUGCCAGGCGCGCCCCGCCGGACAGGGAAGGAGGCGGUGGCAGCGGCUCCUCCCCCGGGGCCCUGUCCUGCAGCCGCCUCCGACGAGCCGGAGCUCGCUUGGCUGCUCUCCGCGCCAGGCUUCUGCAUGGCGGCUGCCGCUGCCGCCGCCGCCGCCUUCCGCUUGGCCCGGAGCUUGCGGCUGCGCCCGGUCUGUGGGGCAAGUAGGACAGUGCAUGCUGUCUGUUUUCCUGUAAUUCAGCUGCACACGACUGGAGCUGUCAUGCGAGUCAGUCAGGAAGAUUUUGAAAAGGCUAAAGAUCAGCUGAAGCUUUUGAAGGAGGACCCUGGUAAUGAAGUAAAGUUGAAGCUCUACGCAUUGUUUAAACAGGCUACCGAGGGUCCCUGCAGUUCUCCGACGCCUGGCAUGCUUGACUUUGUCAAGAAGGCAAAAUGGGAUGCAUGGAGUUCACUUGGCAGUUUGUCUAAGGACAAUGCCAGACAGAAAUAUGUUGACCUUGUGUCAGGUUUGGUCUCUUCUGAGUCUUCUAGUCAGGUGAAAGAUACCACUCCGGACAGCAAACAUGGAUACGAAACCCUACAGGUUACCACCACAGACAACAUCACUAAGAUAAUGCUAAACCGCCCUGAGAAGAAAAAUGCUAUCACCACACAGAUGUACAGAGAAAUUAUUCAAGCACUUGAAGAAGCUGCCAAGGAUGAUUCAGUCAUAACUGUAAUAACAGGAAAUGGGGAUUAUUACUGUAGUGGAAAUGACCUGAAUAACUUUACCAAUAUCCCACCCGGUGGAAUAGAGAAGAUGGCAAAAGAUGCUGCAGUAUUACUCGAGAACUUUGUCAACCAUUUUAUUGAUUUCCCUAAGCCAUUGAUUGCAGUGGUGAAUGGUCCAGCUGUUGGAAUCUCUGUAACUCUUCUUGGGCUCUUUGACAUUGUGUAUGCUACUGACAGAGCCACAUUUCACACCCCAUUUAGUGAACUCGGCCAGAGUCCAGAAGGAUGUUCUUCUUACAUGUUUCCAAAGAUAAUGGGCUUAUCCAAGGCAAACGAGAUGCUUCUUUUCAACAAGAAGUUGACUGCAGGGGAAGUGUGUGCCCAAGGACUUGUGACUGAGGUUUUUCCUGACAGGGCUUUUCAAAAGGAAGUUUGGAUGAGACUUAAAGCUUAUGCAAAUCUCCCCAAAAACUCCUUGGCUCUGUCAAAGCAGCUAAUACGAGGUGUGGAAAAGGAGAAGCUGCAUGCAGUUAACUGUCAGGAGUGUGAACUCCUCACGGAAAGGUGGUUAUCUGACGAAUGCAGGAAUGCUAUUAUGAGCUUCUUUGGGAAGAAAUCAAAACUCUAAUUUUUAUUGUUGGUGAAGAUCAAGCUCCUGAAGCUCAUCUGUUUAUCCUCACUGAAAUAAUUUUAAUAAAUGAAUACACUUUUGGGGGGGGGUAAAUUCUAGUUGUGCCUUUUUAUUGAUGUUGAUUAUUACUGUAUUAAUUAUUGUAUAGAAACAAUUUCAUAAACAUUUUAGUAACUUGUAAGUUUUAUCUUUCUGUGGCCUGACAUUUUAUAUUCAGACAUGAAUUUGUGAUGCCAAGCACAUUGGAUCCUUCGGCCUGGGUUGUUGGCUGGGAAAGCAUUCAUUGCUUUACAUGCUGAAAUGAUGUCUUUGAAUAUAACUACAGCUGUUUGUCUUCCAGAAGGAGUCACGGAUUCAAUAGCACCAAAUCUUGAUAGUUCUUGGAUAACUGAGUGAUAGUCACAUGAUGCUAACAUGUUUCUUUUUAUCCAUCUAAUAUAGGAAAGGAAAUAUUGUAUAAGUAUAAAAUAAAUAUUAAUAUUUGUUCCUAACUCUUGCAGCUCAUUAUUACUUUGGUAAAGUGACAUGAAGGGAAAAGGCCCUAUUACUUUAAAUAAUUCCCUGAGGCUUUGUUGAUGUUAUCUUGUUUCUUGGCCUUCCAAGUGAAUACUGCUCUUUAAAAAGUGUUCACCUGGCAGGCAGGCAUACAGAUCUUCUCGUUUUAUAUUUAUUUCCAGUGUCAGAAAUAACCUCUUGCCCAAGGCUGGAGCACUAAAAAGCUUGAAAGUGCAGAAGAUUUUUUAAAAUGCUGUAAAGACUCAAAUCUAAUAUUUUCAAAAGAGAAUAGAAAAAGUGGUUGCAUAUCUGCAUAUUAUCAGAGCAGCACAUCCUGCAUUGCAAGCUGCUGCUCUGGCAGAUCUCAGCAUGUGACUACGGGCAAUGUUUCCAUGCCUAUAUGUGACCAAUAUGGCCACUGUUCAGUCCACACUUUAGAAGAAACCAUUAUAUAAUCAACCACAUGCUUCAUUCUGACUGUCCAGGCUAGGACAAUCUCCCUAGCCAUUUGCUUAUCAGUAGCUGCUAGUAAUGCUGUGUGAGAAUUAACUUUGUCAACUGCAGGUCCAGAACAGCUCAUUCAGCUUGAAUGUGUUCAGGAAAGAUAUAAUUAUAAAAAUGUCUGAUGGCAUUUUGAGGAUGUCUUAAUUCCUUCCACUCAAGACUUGUAUCUUAAAAGGGCACAUUUCAGAGAGGGUGAAAUGCGCUUAAUUUAGGCCCAAAAUAUAGUUGUUCUUUAAAGGGAAUUACAAACCCUAACUACAGCAGAAAAUGUUGUCAUGGACUUAAGAAAUGUGGCUGGGAUUUUGUCCAUUAACUUCUUUUAAGUCAAUGGGGCCAUAUACAACAGCAUUGAGCCGUCUCGUGAGAUUCAAAGAAACUGCUGUGUAGUUUUAGCACAUCAGAUGAACAAAGUGCAAAAAGUAAAUGGCAAUAAGGUGGAAAGUCAAUUGUUUUAAUAAUCAAAGGUUUCAGCAAUAUAGGUAGAUUGAAAAAAAAUUCUUGUUGUGUCUGUUCUAGAAAACACCAACAAGCCUUAAAUUAUAUGAUUGUGACAUGCCAACAAAAUGUAGGCUGACAUACCUGCUCUAAAUUCUUGUGCCUUUCCCCCUCUCUACUUGAUAAAAGCACCGGAGACUGGCGCACUGGCCUUAACUUAAUUUCCAGCCUCUUGUUAGUUUAUCAGAACCGUAACACUAUAAAUACACUGAGCCAAAUUCAUCCCUGAUGUAUCUCCACUGAAGGCAGUGGAGUUACAACGGGGAUGAAUUAGUGGUACUGAAAUAUGUGGAAAGGAACAGGGAGAAGGGAGUGAACUAGAGAGGUCCUGCUAAUUUAUCAUAAAUUGCACUUAAAAAAAAAAAACAC